Nematolebias whitei (Rio pearlfish) is the source of this 279-nucleotide messenger RNA. RefSeq names its product ribonuclease P protein subunit p40. Gene Ontology annotation, molecular function: ribonuclease P activity; ribonuclease MRP activity. NCBI's taxonomy places the organism in Eukaryota, Metazoa, Chordata, Actinopteri, Cyprinodontiformes, Rivulidae. The record is from RefSeq and is a predicted model, not a curated record. Gene Ontology annotation, cellular component: multimeric ribonuclease P complex; ribonuclease MRP complex. Gene Ontology annotation, biological process: tRNA 5'-leader removal; endonucleolytic cleavage in ITS1 to separate SSU-rRNA from 5.8S rRNA and LSU-rRNA from tricistronic rRNA transcript (SSU-rRNA, 5.8S rRNA, LSU-rRNA); tRNA 3'-end processing.
GUUCCGGUUUAGUGAAGAUGUGUGCGGACCUGAGCCGGACUCCCCGGACCCUGCUGGUCUGCGACCGGUCCAGUUUCCUGGACCACAAGAACCGGGUCAGCUCGCAGGUAGAGCAGCAGCACUUCAAUUACAAGGUAUCUAUGCUGUUACCUGAGUGUAGCUCCACUCCCUCCUACCUGGACUUGGUGUUGAACAGUUUCACCAGAUUUUACCUGAUCAGGAAGCUGCCAGUAUACGAACUGCUUGACAAAGACUUCAUGCAGAGCGCCGUGUACCAGG